Ostertagia ostertagi is the source of this 459-nucleotide messenger RNA. The record is from the annotation of a GenBank genome assembly. NCBI's taxonomy places the organism in Eukaryota, Metazoa, Nematoda, Chromadorea, Rhabditida, Trichostrongylidae.
GCAGUCCAGCCACGCCGCGACGGCAGUAUUGGCCGUCGGAAGAUCUCUUACACAAAACGAGACUCUCCAGCAAAGCAAUGGCCCGCGGGUGGAUCGGUCGCUGCCGAAAUGCCUGCGCACUCUCCUGACACUCCUUCCUACUCGUCAUCAGUUUCCGAAGAUCACGAGCUAUUGCCACAUUCGCUCGGAUCGCUGCGGGAAACUGGAGAUGGUGUUUUGGGGAUGUUGUUGAGAGAAGAGCGACUGUACAACGAACGACGUAGUAUUCUCUACUGUGUGAAGAGCAGUAUAUCAGAAAUACUCUCAGCUGGUGAGGUCGACGACAUUCCGUUCUCAUCACGAGAUCUCACCGAGCUCACCUUUGCUGGAGUGCGAAAGGAUAUCCGAGCACAGAUCUUAGCUACCUAUGAAUGGAUGCGAGGAUGGAAUCACUUCAAGUGUUUGAGCACUUCCGAUAAG